AGCGCGGCCCCGGAGAUACGCGCUAGCGGAUUGGAGAGUGGCUGGCGAUGCGAGCAGCUGCCACGGGCCCCUGGUGGGCUGGCGGGUGGUGCAGCCCCGUGCCCGAAACGAGGCUCUGAACACCGGAGGUUCGAUCCCCGACAUACCUCUCCGCCCCCCAUUUCCUGGGCAGAGCUGGAGAGUUGGCCUCGCGACGUCGCACCUGCUUUCUGAGCACCUUUAGUGUGACAGGCCCAACUUUGGGCGCCAAGGCGGCCCUCGUGUGGCGCCCACUCCAGGCAGCUGACUGUCCGGACGAUGAGUGAGAAGCCGAACAACGAAGUAAAAUGAAGGGAGACGCGGGCGGAGAUGCGGAGGAGUUGGGGUGGGGUAGGAAUCCCCUGGAAGAAGAGUCCUCAGAGCCCAUGGAGGUCUGCAGCCAGCGUUGCAGCAAUGUCCUGGACAGCCCUGAAGCCCCAGUAUCCCGAGAGAAGCAGGAGGAGAAAGAGGGGCCUAGGACUGCUGCAGGCUCUGGUCCUCAACCUGGGCUUUACAAUUACAUCAGGGAUGACUUGUUCACCUCAGAGAUCUUCAAGCUAGAGCUGCAGAAUGUGCCUCGACAUGCCAGCUUCAGCGAUGUCCGACGUUUUUUGGGCCGCUUUGGCCUGCAGCCCCAUAAAACAAAACUCUUUGGGCAACCACCCUGUGCCUUUGUGACCUUUCGCAGUGCUGCUGAGCGGGACAAGGCCCUUCGGGUGCUACAUGGAGCCCUCUGGAAAGGCCGCCCACUCAGCGUGCGCCUGGCCCGCCCCAAGGCGGACCCCAUGGCCAGGAAGAGGCAGCAAGAGGGUGAGCCACCAGCAAUGCGAGUUGCUGAUGUGGUGACACCUCUUUGGACAGUGCCCUAUGCUGAGCAGCUGGAGCGAAAGCGGCUGGAGUGUGAGCAGGUGCUGCAAAGGCUUGCCAAAUCUACUUCAUCCUGCAGGGAAAUUGGAAACACCAAUCGCACACUGCUGCCCUGGCUGCUCACACAGAGGCACAAGCACAACAAGGCCUGCUGCCCACUGGAGGGGGUCAGGCCAUCACCCCAGCAGACUGAGUAUCGUAAUAAGUGUGAGUUUCUGGUUGGCGUUGGGGUGGAUGGGGAAGAUAACACUGUUGGCUGCCGACUUGGCAAAUACAAGGGUGGGACGUGUGCUGUAGCAGCCCCCUUUGACACAGUGCAUAUCCCUGAAGCCACGAAACGGGUGGUGAAAUCCUUCCAGGAAUUCAUACGGUCCACCCCAUACUCUGCAUAUGACCCUGAGACAUAUGCAGGCCACUGGAAGCAGCUGACUGUACGCACCAGCCGCCGCGGCCAGGCCAUGGCCAUUGCCUACUUCCACCCCCAGAAACUGAGCCAUGAGGAACUGGCAGGGCUGAAGGCCUCCCUGGUACAACAUUUCAUGGAGGGACCAGGCAGGACCAGCGGGGUGACCUGUCUUUACUUCGUGGAGGAGGGACAGCGAAAGACUCCCAGCCAGGAGGGCCUACUCCUGGAGCAUGUGGCUGGGGACCGGUGUAUUCAGGAGGACCUGCUUGGGCUGACCUUCCAGAUCUCUCCUCAUGCCUUUUUCCAGGUGAACACACCUGCAGCCGAGGUGCUCUACACAGUCAUCCAGGAUUGGGCCCAGCUGGACAAGGAAAGUACAGUGUUGGAUGUGUGCUGUGGCACUGGUACCAUUGGCCUGGCCCUUGCCUGGAAGGUGAAGAGAGUCAUUGGGAUUGAGCUAUGCCAGGAGGCUGUGGAGGAUGCCCGGGUGAAUGCCCAUGCCAAUGAGCUAAACAACGUUGAAUUCCACUGCGGGAGGGCCGAGGACCUGGUGCCCACUCUGGUGUGCAGACUGGCCUCCCAACAACUUGUGGCCAUCUUGGACCCACCACGAGCUGGCCUGCAUUCCAAGGUGAUCCUUGCCAUCCGAAGAGCUGAGAACCUCAAGCGGCUCCUGUAUGUCUCAUGCAACCCCCGGGCAGCCAUGGGCAAUUUUGUGGACCUCUGCAGGGCCCCAUCUAACCGGGUCAAGGGCAUCCCCUUCCGACCAGUCAAAGCUGUGGCCGUGGACCUGUUCCCACAAACCCCACACUGUGAGAUGCUCAUUCUGUUCGAGAGGGUGGAACACCCCAAUAGUACGGGAGUCCUAGAGCACCAAGGCCCUCUAGCCCAGCCCUCACAAGAGCCCGCUAAUGAUACCACACUGGAAGUUGGGGCCUCCUUUUCAUCCUAGGCCCUGGAAACUGCAGGGUCCAGCUCUUCCAGAACAGGGCUUAUCAUGGGAGCAGAAGCUAGGGGGCUUCCCGUAGUCUUGCUUGUCUCAAGAUGCUCAGAAGAGCAAUCACAGGGCACAAGGCCUAGCUGCCUUGCCAGGACCAACAUGACCGUGAUAUCGCUCAGAAGACAGCUGGACUUCUAUGGCCUGUCCAUCCCUCACCCCAUCCUUCUGGAACAGCCAGGCUAUGAGGACCAGAAUAAACAACUGCUGAAUUCA
Messenger RNA from Marmota monax (woodchuck), 2504 nucleotides. RefSeq names its product tRNA methyltransferase 2 homolog A (gene Trmt2a). The coding region runs from base 327 to 2243 and encodes 638 amino acids. Lineage: Eukaryota; Metazoa; Chordata; Mammalia; Rodentia; Sciuridae. Gene Ontology annotation, molecular function: RNA binding; RNA methyltransferase activity. The record is from RefSeq and is a predicted model, not a curated record. Gene Ontology annotation, biological process: RNA processing. The transcript is spliced from 12 exons.